CCUGUUCUCUAUUCACCCCCUCCUAGCUUGAGAAUCACGCAUGCUUUUGCGGCACAUCACAAUUCGACAUCCGAUCACUCACUCAACACUCGAUGGCCUCUACCAUUUCACCAGCAGCCCGCCGGAACCGUCGCCGGCCUGUCAAAUCUACAGGGGUCGCGAGAGAUGAUUCAGACGACGAGCUCGGUAUCGACGACCUUCCUUGGGAAUGGAUUUACGAAUCUACAGACGCUGGAACUCCAGACCACACUAGUAGCGAUGCUCAGAAUACUCGAAAGCGCAAAAGAACCAGUGGCAAGGCUCCUCUGAUCAAAGGCGCCCGGAUGGGCAAAUUUCAAUGUCACAUUGGGGAUUGCGUUCUCCUGAAGGCCGAAGGUUCGAAAGAGGCCUGGGUCGCGGUUGUUUGCGAGUUCAUGGAAGCAGAUGAUGGCGAAAAGGCAGCUAGCUUUAUGUGGUUUUCGACAGAAAAAGAAAUUCGCAACAAGGAGAGGAAACGGUUGGAUUCUUUGCCUAAUGAACUAUACAUAUCCCCCUCGUGGGACGUCAACCCCCUCGCUGCUAUCAACGGCAAAGCUCUGGUUUUGUCACAUCGAGACUUCUCAUCAAGAUACCCGUCAGGAAAGGUGCCGCGAUCCUCGUCCGACUACGGGAAAACGUUUAUAUGCCGCCGUGCCUGCAACACGAGAACGGCGACGUACACCGACGAGUUUGAAUGGGAAGACAUUUAUAAUGCCAGUGAACGGGGCGUCUACAACUUGAUUGAGUUUGUGAAAACCCAUACCAAGUCGACUCGAAGGCGCCAGUUAGCACGAGACUCAACACCCGAGCAGCCGUAUGCAACCUCGGAUGGAGCCCAGGGUGCCGUAACACCUAGACGGACAGCCAAGUAUGGGACUUCUACACCACGAGGAGGCAAUCGUACAGUUACCACACCGUCGUCUCGCAAACGAAUCAUGGUUAAGAAGACACUCGAAUUCACGCCCUUGGGCACCAGAAAGCUGUCUCUAGACUACCUGCAGUCGUCGCCAUUCCAGCUAGCCCGGUCCCAACUGCAUGUUGCCUCUGUGCCAGCAAGUUUGCCUUGCAGGGAGAGCGAGUUCAGCAUGGUGUAUUCGUAUUUAGAGGCCGCCAUCGCGGACGGUAUAGGAACAUGCAUCUACAUUGCUGGAACGCCUGGAACUGGGAAGACAGCGACGGUACGGGAAGCUAUUUCCCGUCUGGAUGAAUGCGUAAGGGCUGAUGAGCUUGACGACUUCAUCUUUGUGGAGAUCAAUGGCAUGAAGAUCACCGACCCUCACCAGUCCUACAGCCUUCUAUGGGAGGCCCUCAAGGGCGAACGUGUCAGCCCCACACAAGCCAUAGACCUCCUGGAGAGGGAGUUCAAUAACCCCAGCCCUCGCCGCACGCCAUGUGUCGUUCUGAUGGACGAGUUGGACCAACUAGUGACGAAAAACCAAAGCGUCAUGUAUAACUUCUUCAAUUGGCCGGGCUUGCGGCACAGCCGACUCAUUGUUCUGGCUGUCGCAAAUACAAUGGAUCUACCCGAGAGAACUCUCAGCAACAAGAUUAGCAGUCGUAUAGGCUUGACAAGAAUUACUUUUCCCGGCUACAAUCACGAACAACUCAUGAAAAUUAUCCAGUCCAGACUUGAGGGUGUGCCUGGAAAUGUUGUCGAGGCAGAUGCCAUUCAGUUCGCUAGCCGAAAGGUAGCUGCGGUAAGCGGUGAUGCCAGAAGAGCCUUGGACAUUUGCAGGCGAGCCGUUGAGCUCGCCGAGGCCGAGAGUCGGACCGAGUCUUUAGCAGCAGGCCAGAAGGGGCGGCGGCCCGUGGCGAGCAAUGGCAAGGCAUUCGUGUCGCCGGUUAAGGUCACAAUAGCAACAAUCAAGAGGGCGAUCAAUGAGGCAACCACCAACCCCACGCAGCAAUAUUUGCGGACUUUACCACUCGGACCCAAGCUACUUCUCAGCUCGCUUUUGGUCAAAAUACAAAGAAACGGUACUAUCGAGACGACAUUUGGGGACGUCAUGGAUGAGUUGCAUCGCAUCAUGAAGCCGGAUUCAGGAGCAAUGGAUUCCGUCAUCUCGGCCCUCACAACCAAAACGCUAGUAGGCGAUGCCGGUCAGGUCAAGGAGAGCAUGCGGGUGGCUGAGGCUCUGGCUCUUAGGCAGGCGGCGAUCGAGCUGGUGAGUGCAGGCAUCAUUGUCUUGGAAGCGCACAAAGCGGAGAGACCUAGCAAGAUGCGCCUCGCUGUGGGAGACGAAGAAAUCAAAAUGGCGUUUCGGGACGAUGGCGAAGUAAAGGCCCUGGGGCUGCACUUUUAGGUCACUAUACCACAGGAGCACAUGUAGUAGACUCAGCAGUUGGGUAUCUAUUAUUAUGGCAAUACAAGCCUUUUCCCAUUGCUGUUCCGUACUUAAUC
Messenger RNA from Colletotrichum destructivum, 2419 nucleotides. RefSeq names its product Putative BAH domain, AAA+ ATPase domain, ATPase, AAA-type, core, AAA lid domain-containing protein. The record is from RefSeq and is a predicted model, not a curated record. The transcript is spliced from 4 exons. Gene Ontology annotation, cellular component: nuclear origin of replication recognition complex. Bases 93 to 2321 code for a protein of 742 amino acids. Gene Ontology annotation, molecular function: ATP binding; chromatin binding; DNA replication origin binding. Lineage: Eukaryota; Fungi; Ascomycota; Sordariomycetes; Glomerellales; Glomerellaceae. Gene Ontology annotation, biological process: mitotic DNA replication checkpoint signaling; DNA replication initiation.